UUUCAGAAUCGUGAUUUUCUCUUCCGGUACUUAUGAGUGAUGAAUCAGAACUAGGAAAUCAAAGUGAAAUGGAGUCAUUCAACGAGUCCGAUUCUCCAGAUGAAGCUGAUCCAGACGUUGUUAUCAUCCAUGACAUAGUUCAUCUACGUGCAAGUACUACAGGCGACUAUAGUCAAUCAGAAAUUGGGAAACUUCCCGAGCAAAACACGUUUUUCUUACCUGGAAGAGUUAAACGCAACAUUUCAUCAAACGACUCUGAUGUCAUUAUUGACGAGGAUGAGAUACCAGACGGAGCAAUCAGAAUUACUUCAGAUACUCAUUUCAUUGGAUCAAGUAGAGGUACUAGUGAACUCGGAGAUUUCGAGAUGGAUGAACAGGAAUUUUUGAAUAUAACAAUAGAAGAAAAUGGAAACGAACAGGAAUUAGAAGAACACUUGCGCAACGCAUACCGUCAUGAAGAAGAAGAGUGUUUUGAAGAAGAAGACGAUAUAAUUGAACUUCCUCCUCUACCUGUAAAGCCAGCUGUAAAGAAACCUCGAAGAAAACUGCCAAAACAUCUGAGUAUAGAGAGUGGAUCCACCGCAAAAACAUCAAAACUGGUAGCAGAAGUUGUUCACGAUCACCCAAGACCUGUCAAUUAUCGCAUGAAGCCAGCUGUAACUGAUGAUGGUAAAGUAGUUGAACAGAAACGGACUCGAGUGACACGUAACAUUAUGUCACACACAAUUCCGCAGUAUCAUUUGGAAGGUGAAGAAACUGAGUUUGGAAGAGUGAAAGAAUCUACUUUAUCAAAAACGAUCGAACAGUAUCUCCAAGCUGGCAAACUUGUUUCCCCAAAGUGCGACCAGUUUCGUGAACAAAUUGUAGCAACUGCGGUUGAAUACGAUGGAUCUGUGAAAAUGUUGCAGUUUGAAAAUGCAUUGAAGAAACAUUCCGGCAAGCAAAAACGCCUAAAAUAUCAAACCGGGUGGUGGAAAGCUUCUAAGAGUCAUUACGAGAGAGCAGUGAACGGUUAUGUUGCAAUGCCAAAAACCCCAGUAUUAUCAAUUUCUGAUGAUCCAGUUCUCUACAAACACCAUUCACUAUUUCCCAAGAACCAAUCUUCAGAACUUGAAAAAAUUAAUGUUCAACUGCGUAUUCGUUUAAACUCGAAACGGCAAAACAAUGAUGUUAUCCCCGACUCAUCUUAUUUUGUCAGAGAGUUCCUCAUGCAGAAGCAUUCAAUUUCGCUUCGUAUGAACCGUUCAUCGGAUCUUCCUGAACUCUUCGUCCCUCCAACUUUGGAAUGUGGAUAUUUUCCACAAGAUGCCGUUACAGUUCAACAGCAAGAGCACUACUUGAUGAUGCGUUUUGAAGAAGCUCAAGACGAAUAUCAUAAUAUAACCUACCGCAGCAUCGCCCCUCCCGUUGAAUUUCAAGUUGGAACAAUAUCGGCUAAAGAGCUUCACAAAUUUCAUCGUAUUGGCCGUCAUAUUCAUGGAUUCUUUGUAGUCUGGGAGAAUAAGUUUCCUGAAUAUGAUGAAAGUGGAAUAUGCUGUCCGAGAAAACGUUAUUUGGUCGAUAUGUUUAAUUUAAUAUGUUUCCCACUUUACACGGAAUACGAACAGUGGGAAAGUAGACUAAGAGUCGCAUUUGACAAGACCAUUGUUUAUAAUCUACAUCUUUCUGAGAUACUUCGAUGCAAUCGCCCGGUUUUCGAUUUUCUUUCAAAGAACAAAUCAAUGCUCCAACCAAUCACUCUAAAAGAAAUUGUUUAUCUUAUCGAGCAGUCAAACAUGGAUGCAAAAUCUUUUGCUGUAAAGUUUGGAUUACGGACCUUUUACGAUCACGGUCGAGCAACCAGUAAUAAAGACUAUCUAUCAGCUUUUCUAAUUAUUACCGGUGGAGCAAAAGUCGUCACAGAAGAAAUCGAUUCUGAGCGUCUAAGAGUUUUCAAUUCGGAUUACAUGGAAUCGGGAGUUCUGACGUCAUCGGGAGAUGUGUACACAUUUGAAUUUGACAAAAUACCAAACAACUAUCAAAUUUCCAUUGGUUGCAAUGCUGAUGGAGUGGCUGAAAUGGAACAAGAAGAUGUCAGGCAUGAGCUAUCAGAAUGUUCUUCUAGAAUAACCAGAAUAAUUGGUGAUUCAAAAAAACCAGAAAAAAUUAUUGCAAGGCCCCUGGUAAAAACAAACCAAAAUGACGGAAUGAAGUUCUUUACACGGAAAGAUUUACUUAAUUACCGCAUUAAACUGUACGAUCCAAGUUACGUUGUUCCACGUGCGAAAAAACAAAUUGUCAACGAGCCUGCAAAGAAAAAGCCUGGAAGAAAAUCGAAGACAAGAUAUGAUGCAGCAAUGCAACAAAACAAUUUCGAAAUUGAGGGUGUACCUUCCGACGUCGACUCCGAAUUUGAAGGAUAUUUAAGUGACAGUGAAAACGUAUUCCAGAAGCCGUCAAAGUUAAUGCGAUCAACGUCAUCUGAUUCAGUUUUCAUUGACUACCAGUACCGUGAAAAAAUGUUCCUUGAUGUUUCAUGGUUCCAUCAACAAAAAAUGAUUGAUCGCUCUCUACCGCCACUCAAAAAGAGGAAAAGAAAGAUGAAUAGAAUAUACCAUAAACAUUCCGUUCGAUACACAAUGUUACAAGCAAACGGCUGCGCGUUUACAGAAAUGUACAGAUGCUAUGAUAAAAUAUUGCCGUGUGGAACUAAGGAAAUUGCGCGAACCAAAAAUGCAAUUCGCUUCCCUCACAGAUUCCGAACCUACAAUAUUCCACAAGUCUAUGGGCCAGGGGACAAACAACUGAUUACCGAAGUAUUUGGUGUUGUGAAAGAUGUUAUCACCCGUGCUACAGGUUUUGAGAGUGCAAGCAUACGGACCGCCAAUGACAUUGCACAAGCUGUAUAUGACGCUAAUAUUGCUCGCCGAGAACUACUGGAGAACCUUGAGCCUAGUGAUAACGGUAUUCUUCCUAGCCCAGCGUACUUGGCGAUCGAGAUGCUUUCACAUCAGAAAAUGUCGGGACGACUCUGUUUGGAAUCAGCAAGGAAAGAUGUGCAGAAUAAUGUUGAUAAAAUGUACAACGACUACAUGGAUUUGGAUCCUCUUGAUAAGGAACUUCAUUUUGAAAUUUCACAAAGCAUUCGCCAGAGUAAAUUAAAUGAAAGUUUAGAGGAAUACGAGAGAAAUAGGGAAAGACAACUGGCCAAGACGUUGAAAACAGUUCCUAUGGACAAAAGAAGUCAGGCAGCAUUGGCCAGACGAGAAGAAAAACGAAGAGAAUCAAGAAGAAAACUUGCCGAUAAAUAUGCCGAACAGAGAAGAAUGAUGGCUAGCACCAGAAGGCUUGAAAAAAGGACGACUCAAAAACAAGUUGACCCCGAAACAAUUCAGCGGUUGCGGCGUGAAGAUGAAGUAAGAAAAAGGAAGCGUUUUGAAGAGGAAGAUAGAAGAGGUAUGAUACGACGACGUGAGGAACGUGUUGCAUUGCAGGAAAAAGUGGACAGAAUGUUAGAAGAAGGUUUACGCCUCGAGAAGGUACGUGAAGCCGAAAGAAUUCGACAGCAACAAGAAGAAGAGAGGAUCGAAAUGGAGACUAUUCUUAUUUCUCGAAGAGUGAGGGAAGAAGAGGAGGAAAAAAUGCGGUUGGAAAGAUUGCGUAAAGCUGAACGAGAACGUGAACAGGAGCGUUUGAAGCGAGAAGAAGAGGAAGAACGGAAACGUUUGGAACAACUCCGAGAAGCUGAAAAAUUGAAAGCAGAAAUUGAGAAAGAAAAUGAAAGAAAACUACAAGAAGAACGUACCAGAAAAGCACUUGAGUUGGAAAGAAAAAUCGAAGAAAUUAAACGAGUAUCGACGCUCAAAGAUAUGUUUGGGCCGCUGCCCAUUGCCAAAGAGAAUGAGCAAACCGAAAAAGAUUUCCAAAUACUCCUAGACGACCACGAGCUUACACUUCUAACAAUUUCUAGAGAUCCACUAAAUGAAAAGUACCAAGAAGCACGAACCGAAUUCGAACGCCUAGAUAUCAAAUCGAUGCUACUGAGAAAAGCCGAGAAACUGAUUGACGUACUCACUAUCCAUUACGAUGUGCCAAUUGAACAAACAUGCAGAUAUUUCACAUCAUCCAUUGAAAGCAAUGAGAACCGGAUGGCCGUAAACGAGCAACUGAAUAAACUCUUCGAAAACAUGGCUAAUUGUUUCACAUUCAACAUUCAAGAUGGUGAAAAUGGUCUUCAGUCCAAGCGAAAGUGGGAUUUCCAAUUCAAAAAGUGCGCAGUUUUUGACGGCGUUUCACAAUCCACUGUAAACUUCAUUGAAGAGAAAAUGCGAGAGAACACUAAGAAAAAGCAUCUUGCAACACCAAAAACUGUUAUAUCAAUUGAUACUAGUUUGCUGAAGCAAAGUCUUCUUCGUAGUCAUGCAAGGUUUGAUCCUGAUAUCAGUUUGUACGCUCAAAAUCACACUGCUAAUUCUAUUGGUGAUGUCACUCUAAAAAUGUCCAACUACUCUCUUGAUUUCGCAACACAAUCAAUUCACGAUAAAGAACUGGCUGAAAAAGCAACACCAAAGAAGGGACCAACUGUUCGGCGACACAUCAAAAAUCUGUUUGGUAGCGAGAAGGUUAUUGUCAGAAGAAGUUUAGCUGCUGGAAAACCAGCGAGCCUAAAUUCUGAGGAUAGUGACAGUGAAGAUUCAAGAGAAGGAUCCCCUGUUGCAGAAUUUCUACCAACAAACCCAGUUUGUAGUUUCUGGAAGCUUGUAGUCAAAAUAGAAAAUUCAACGACGGACAAAGAAAAAACAGAACUAUGUGAAGAUUUGGAUAAACUUAUUCUGAGAAAAGAUGAUUUGUUCUCCAAAAGCUUGAAGUGGAUGUUCCCCCUACUAGCAACAUUUUAUGUGCUUUUGUCGAAUGCAGUUUUAAAUGAGAAUGAAGAAAUCAUUUCGGACAAAAAUCAAACAGGAGUCACAAAAGAUGAAAUCUUGAAAUCCACGAUCAACGAUUUGAUGAUCAUUGCCGCCUACUUUGAAGAAGGAUCUCGAGAGCGAUCAAACUUAAGAAAGAUGAUUUCUAUGAAUGGGUUUUCAGUCGUAUUCAAUCGGGUUAUAUUAUUUGCCAAAAAAACUUGCACACUUGCAAAAGAGCUCGAAUCAAAUUCACGAAGUCUUUCCGGCUAUGUAAUCGAGGAUCUAUUUGAAAGUUUAUUGGCGGAAAUAGAGCGGACGAUGCGACAAGAACUUGGUUCUAGUGUGAGAAAAACUGGCAAACUUGAAAGAGACUUUGAAGAAAUAGUCAAACUCAUUCAAAACGAGAAGAAGCUUGCUCUUUCCCAUAAGUCUCAUAAAAAUGAUGAGAAUCGAAGAUUCCGAUUGAACACCGUUGUAAAGUGGUACGAUGCCAUAAUUUGUCAUUGCAAAGAAGAACUCACUCAAGCAAUAGUUGACGCAUUUCCGCUCAAUGCAAUCACUAAAAACAAAGAAACAAGUCACGUUGCUAUGGAGAAUGGAGACGACGAAGCCAUGCUUUCCGACACCUCGGAUAACCAAAUGAGCACAACAGAUUAUCAAAUGCCCAAAAAUAUUUGCCGUAAUUCUGAAAUUUUCCCCGAAGAUGCAUUUGCCAAAGCGUAUGCUGUUGUCAGAAUCCCAUCGAAGAAAGAACGAGCACAGAUGCUAUCAGUGUACCGGAAGAAAAACGCUCAAUCAGGUUGUGUAGAAAAUAAGGGUUUAUCCAGAAUGCCCAAAUUCGAAGAACCAUUUGUGGACAGCGUUUGGCGGACGAUCGAGAAAAGAAUUAACAAUAUGACUCACUCCGAGGAAAAACAAAUCAAACGUUUCAUCCCUGUUAGCAGAAGUCACAAGCUGAAUGAGAAAGUGAAAUUUUAUGCCAUGGUGAUGAUACAAGAACGCGAUUCAAGGGAUACGCGUCUGUUCAAUUCAAAGUUUCAAGACGACAAUUUAUGGCACUGCUAUUCAAAAUCAAGCUUAAAUCAUGAAAAGAUGGAAAGCAGAAUAUUACAACACAUUGAGCACACUGUUUUGUCAAAAUCAAACUUCAACCAAAUGAAGUGGUCAGUUCAAUGCGUUAAUGGAAAUAAAAAAGAUGCAAUCCACUAUUUUACUGAUUUGUACAAAUACCGAUCGGAGAGUGAAUUCAGAUCAGCACUAUCAUGCGGAAAGUUGAAAUUCAAUUUCAAAGUGUACACACAUUUGUGGUUUAUGGGAAAUCUUCUUCCAACCAGUUACAAUCCGGAUAGUCACGAUGACAAACUUUUCGUACCAUGCAGCGGCUGCACCAGUGGUGAUGUGAUUAUUAUACACAAAUGCACCUGUGCAUAUCACAACGAUACGUUUUCUGACAAGUUCAUCUAUGCAAACACAAGCCUGCCGGUUGGAAUCGACAAAGUAACGCGACUCGUUGGACGUUUUGUGUGUGAGCACGGUCCAAGUUCUUUUCUUAUUCUGGAACAUUGCUCUGCAAAUGUUGACGCGAACAUUCCUUUUGAAUCCGAAAAUGUUGAAUUUUCUGCCGAGCUUCGAAUUGUGAAGCGAAAAACUAUGCACAGUCAGCUUGUUAAGACUUUUGCCGAGGAGCACACCCAUUUAAGGGACGCAAGCAGACAUCGAGCGAUUUCUACAGUGACACUCGAUAGUUCCGGUUCCGGAAGGUCAACUCGUUGCGAGAUUUUUGAAGACAGUCCUAGUGAAGAUGAAAACGAUGAAAAUCAAUUGGACACAACACGAAUCGGAAGAAAAAUCGAUCCAAUAAUUGUGGAUUCUGAUAAAGCUUAUUUGAUUGCCGAGGGUGAACGCAUGGCACUUCGCAUCAAGAGACUUUUAGACCCCGAGCUUCAAAAGUUCCGGAGCAAAAAUUUCGUAUCGAGAUCAAAAAGCGUAGAUGCUCCAAAAACUUCAAAACAAAAAACAGUCAUCAGACGUUCUCAAUCAGUAUGCGAUCUCAAUGAUGUUAAUGAGUAUGCUCAGAAGAAAGUGAGAAACACGAAAGAUUCAUUUGCAACUUUAUUUAGAGACCAUGAGUAUUCAACGCGCCGAACGUACGAAGAACAGUUGAACAAUGAGCUUCUUGAUGUUGUUACGACAUUUGGAGGUGCCAGCAAUGUAUCUGCAGACAAGAAAUACAACAUCCUAGCGUCUAUUCUCGCUUUUGAAAAAGAAGUUCAACUUGUGAAUGAUAAGAAUGGAGAAUUAUUCAAGACCGUUUCGAAUUUAGUUCAAAGAAAUAGUUUGCAACAUGUGAAAGGUGUUAUACUCGCAGAGGACAACCAAACGUUGCGAAGCACGGACAACACUUCUGAAGUAUUCCCAGAAUCUAAAGCAGUAAAUGAGUAUUUAAAGUUUGAAAUCUACAAAAGAAAAAUGAUGGUAAAUGCUAAACUGAUGGCCGAUACAGUUAAAGAUCUGAAACUAAAACAUGCUGAAUAUAGACCGUUUGCAAAACUCAUUGCAACAUACGAUUCAAUUUUCAAGUUCAAUGUUUACUUAUUCGAACACUUCCUUAACUGCAUCAGCAAGCACGUGUUCAAUCCAUAUGCAAUUUAUUGUGAGGAAACAAGACCGACAGGAACUGAGUUGAGCAAAUUUCAAUUGACACUCAAGUUAAUUGAAACAUCUAUGCCAACUGUAUUGAGCAUGCUAUUCAACACUGAACCUCUACGUCGGCAACUUUCUGAGCUUUCGGAAAUACACAAAAAAGUUCGUUCGGAAGAUUUGGCGUGUACUAUUGCAUCCCUUUGUCGUUACGCUAUUGAAAGAAUUCGCAUUCCCCAAACUGCCGAUAAAAGGCUCUGUGAUUUCAGUUGGUUGAACUCUGCUGAAGAUCACCGAGAAACAGUUUCUUUUAUUCGGCUUACUUUGGAACACACUCUGCCCGAUAUGAAAACAGAAAACGAACAAACGCGUUUUGUUGAAUUCCUGAAAGAAGCGGAAGGUUUUCAUUUUUCUUACAAAUUCGUGGAAGCCCAAUGCAAAACUUUUGUUCGAAAUCAUGGUGACUCCAAACAAGCAUUCUUCACUGCUUUUUACAAUCAAAAUGAGGCGUUUUAUGGGAGCCUGCAGAAAUUCAUGUCAAAUGGAACGAUCGACCCAAAAAUGAAAUUGUAUUAUCAACAUCAAGCCUUUUUGCGAUUACAUAAUAUUGUGAAAAAACGCUCUCAUAUAAUCACUUCGGACGAUUACCAUCGAUCUUCUGAUGUUUGCAAAGCGAUGCUCUUGUCUGAAAUUGUUUCGAAUCCAAAAAUCGCACAAGAAGCAUAUAUCAGUGGAAGUGUGCUGGAUCGAAUGUACACAUCACUAUGCAAAAUUAAAGCAAAGAUGCCAUUGAUCAGUCCAUCAUACAUUGGAACGUCUUUAACUUGCUUUGAGGAUGAGCUCUUAUUUUCUGCUGUUCGAGAAGCCAAAGUCCAUACUGAUACUAGAGUGGUAUUUCGUAGUAAGAGCUGUAUGCGACCAAACGAAAAAGCAGGGGAUGCAAACUUCAAGACAUGUAAAGUCACUCUUUUGGUUAAUCUGGAAACUGCACUACUUAGUAUGGUUUUCAAGUCACGUGACCAAUCUGAAAUCGAUAAAGAUGAUCGACUUGAUAUUGAUAUUCUGGAUGAAGAAGUCAUUAAACCGAUUAUUGAUUGGAAUAGGAUAUUUGAAACUUUCAUUCAACCAACGUACAAUACUUUGUUUUCCAGAAUGGAGAAGCGUGAACGUGUGAGCAUCUUGCCAGAAAAUCCGUUGGGUCGACUCGAAAACUAUGCAUUCACAAAUCCUAACCAAGAUAAAGACUGCCAAGCAGUGUUAGAGUAUAUCGAUGUUGCAUCAGAUACUGACGCAGAAGAAUCCAUUGAAGAUCCAUUAGACAUUGUUGAAAUGACUUUGAAAAGAGCUUUGCCACGAUCUAUGAGCCCAUCUUCGAAAAGAAGAAGAAUGAGAUAAUCUUACAACGAAUUGUGUUCUAUACGUGUAUUUACUCGCAAUCUCAAAUCACUGGCAUUAUUUUACACUUCUUUCUAAAUUUUGAGUACACCAUACUCUCAUAUUCCCAGUUUAGUAAUUUCGAUACUACUUUGAUAAUUAUAUCAAAAAAUUUCUUUCAUAUUAAUUUUUUUUGCUCAAGCUCGGUUUUAUUAAAUUGUAAAUUUUACUUGUAAUUCAUGUAUCUAUUUAUUUGUUGUUCGUUGUUUUCAAACACUCUCCAUGCAUUUUUUCUUGUUAUUUGUAAUUUACAAAAUCUUUCAAUUUAAUAAAUGUUAAAAAUUAUU
Caenorhabditis elegans is the source of this 9247-nucleotide messenger RNA. RefSeq names its product Sex determination and dosage compensation protein sdc-2 (gene sdc-2). Bases 33 to 8921 code for a protein of 2962 amino acids. Gene Ontology annotation, cellular component: chromosome. NCBI's taxonomy places the organism in Eukaryota, Metazoa, Nematoda, Chromadorea, Rhabditida, Rhabditidae. The record is from RefSeq and is marked reviewed. The transcript is spliced from 19 exons.